Messenger RNA from Harpia harpyja (harpy eagle), 10098 nucleotides. It is a transcript of the gene MANBA, whose product is annotated as mannosidase beta. The record is from RefSeq and is a predicted model, not a curated record. Bases 1241 to 3676 code for a protein of 811 amino acids. Gene Ontology annotation, molecular function: beta-mannosidase activity. Lineage: Eukaryota; Metazoa; Chordata; Aves; Accipitriformes; Accipitridae. Gene Ontology annotation, biological process: glycoprotein catabolic process; carbohydrate metabolic process. The transcript has 24 exons.
UGCUUUACAGGAGAGGGGGGAAAAAAAAAGAGGAAGGUGAAAAGAGAAGUUGCCAUUUGCUGCUUAACUGAAGUUAGAACAUCUCUGGUUCACAGGGCAGGAGACCUGAUGCAGAAAUAGGGUGUAGUUGGCCAAUCAGCCCUUCUAACCUUGUUUUCCUUCCCACAGCCACCCUGCAAUGUUUGUCUCUGCCCUUUAGAGACAUGAAGGUCUUCUUGCCUGUUGCUUGCUCAUAAACCUACCCUACUAGAUAGGGCUUCUAUUUGCUGCCUUGCCUGAUGUGAUGGGGAAUCUUUCAUGUAACUUAGCUAGGCAGUGCCAGGGGACUCUGAGUGCUUCUAAAUUAUGAACCAGUAUUUUAUGCAAUUGCUAGGGCAAGUAAUGCCUCUUGAGGUGCAAAGCAUAGAGAAAGAGGGAAGGGUUAACUCAGAAAAGAAUCUUUUUAUUCUAUGAAUAGCUGCAGUGGUUCUAGUUGGGAGGAAAGCUUGUAAAAAUACUGAAAAAAACCCAGGUUAAGAAACUUCCUUAAAUUCUUAGUUUAGGUGUGUAUAGGUGAAACAACUGCCGUGUGUUAGGAUUAGGAGUCUAGAGUGCAGAUGUGCGGGGACAAAGACUGAAGGGCAAGAGCUCAAUGUUGUCAGUCUCCCUGAAUUUUUAAAGAGAAGUUACCAUGUAGCAUAUGCUGACACAUACAUCAUGAAUAACUUAGGGUGUGGACAGUGGAGAGGGCAGCCAGCUGUACCUUCUAAGCCAGCUGCAGCUAACUGAUAAGCUCUUCUAGAAGAGUUGUGCUAGGAGGAAGUAGCAGUAAUCAUAGUUUGUGGUUACAAGAUUAUGGGUCAUUGCUGGGAAGCUGGAAGGAUAAACAGCGGAUCAGCAUCCUUGGUAUUAAGAGAACACAACAAAACAGAAGUAGUCUUGAAAAAUCUCCAAGUUCGAAUUGCCACCAAGAUGUUCACUAAACAAUGAGUGACUCUUUCCAGUCAUACAGUGGCUUUCUCAUGUCAGUGUUAAGGUGUCCACUGUUAACUGGCAAAGCAGGAGAUGGCAGAAGGAAGCUUAGUUGUACCCUUCUGUCCUCCAAGUAAACCUUCAUGGCUGUGACCAGACCCUUUCUUACAGGCUGCUGUUGCCUUUGUGUCUGUCUGCAGUCCUAGUGGUGAGAAAGCAGAGCUCUUCCAUGGAACUGUGACACUUGUAGCAGCUGUCAAAGGAUCCAUACUAUAGAUUUAAUGACGUGAUGUACAGAUGGAUCUCACUGGAUAACUGGACUUACAGCAGGACAUUCAAAACUCCUUUUGACAUCAGAAAGUGGCAGAAAGUGAAUUUGGUUUUUGAGGGAGUAGAUACAGUAGCACAGAUCCUGAUCAACAAUAUCACUCUUGGGAGAACAGACAACAUGUUCAACAGAUAUAGCUUUGAUAUUACCAGCGUGAUCAAGGAGGUCAAUUUUGUUGAAGUCCGUUUCUUAUCAGCUGUUUCGUAUGCAGCAGAGCAGAGCAGAUGUCACAAAGCAUACAGCAUCCCCCCGGCGUGCCCUCCACCUGUGCAGAAAGGAGAGUGCCACGCUAAUUUCAUCAGAAAGGAGCAGUGUUCAUUUAGUUGGGACUGGGGCCCUUCUUUUCCCACUCAAGGAAUCUGGAAAGAUGUUAGAAUUGAGGCCUAUAACCAUUAUCACCUGAUUUACUUUUCUUUGACUUCUUUCUUUGUAAAGAGUGCUCAGCAGUGGAGUCUUGAAAUUGAGUCUAUUUUUGAUGUAGUCAGCUCCAAACCAAUUGCAGGUCUUGUGACUGUGAACAUUCCUAAAUUGCAAAUGCAGCAAACAUUCAGUGUGAAGCUUCAACCUGGAGAAGGCAGCAUUGUGCUGCUUGUAAACAUCAACAAGAGUUCUGCAGUGGAGGCUUGGUGGCCAAAUGGACAUGGAAAGCAAACUGGAUAUAACAUGACAACAACUUUCAUCAUGGAGGCAGGAUACCAGAUUGAGAAAUUUUCAAAGGCCUAUUUUCGGACAGUAGAACUUGUUCAGGAACCUAUUCCUGGCUCACCAGGUCUGAGUUUCUACUUCAAAAUCAAUGGCCGACCCAUUUUCCUUAAGGGCUCAAACUGGAUUCCAGCAGAUUCUUUCCAGGACAGAGUGACCUACGACACAUUAUGGCUACUCUUGAAGUCUGCAGCAGAUGCUAACAUGAAUGCUCUUCGGGUUUGGGGAGGAGGAGUAUAUGAACAAGAUGAAUUUUACAAUAUUUGCGAUGAAAUAGGAAUAAUGAUUUGGCAGGACUUUAUGUUUGCAUGUGCACUAUAUCCAACUGACCAGAAUUAUUUAGAAUCCGUAAGAGCAGAAGUUUCUCAUCAGGUAAGGCGUUUAAAAUCCCAUCCAUCAAUUAUUCUAUGGAGUGGUAACAAUGAAAACGAAGCAGCAAUUGCAAGCAACUGGUUCUCCAUACCUUAUGCUGACAGAGAAGUCUAUAUCAAAGACUACGUGUUGCUCUAUGUGAAGAAUAUCCGAGAAAUAGUUCUUACUGAAGAUAAGAGUCGUCCUUUUAUUGCAUCCAGUCCCACCAAUGGCUUGGAGUCAGUUAAAGAAGGUUGGCUCUCCCAGAAUCCUUAUGAUACCCAUUAUGGUGACACUCACUUUUAUGACUACAGCAAUGACUGCUGGAACUGGACAGUGUAUCCUAAAACUCGUUUUGCUUCAGAAUAUGGAUUUCAAUCCUGGCCUUCCUUCAGUACAAUCAAAAAGGUUUCCUCCACUGAGGACUGGUCCUACACAAGCAAUUUUUCUCUCCAUCGACAACACCAUGAAAAUGGCAAUGAUCAGAUGCUUCAACAGAUUGGUCAUCAUUUCAAGCUUCCCCAGAGCACAGAUCCCAUAAAGAAGUUCAAAGAUACGAUUUACCUCACUCAGGUGAUGCAGGCUCAGUGUAUAAAGACAGAAACUGAAUUCUAUCGUUUUAGUCAAAGUGAAAUAAUCAAGGGAGAGGGACACACAAUGGGAGCUCUGUACUGGCAACUCAAUGACAUUUGGCAAGCACCUUCGUGGGCUUCCUUGGAAUAUGGUGGCAAGUGGAAACUGCUCCAUUAUUUUGCCCAGAACUUCUUUGCACCACUGCUGCCUGUGGCCUAUGAAGACAAAGGUGUGUUGUACAUUUAUGGUGUCUCAGAUCUUCACGCGGACCGCAAGCUGACUUUGAGGGUCGUUGUACACGCCUGGAGUUCUUUGGAGCCAGUAUGCACCCUUGCCAAAGACGGUGUGACUGUUAAAGCACAAAGUGCUGUCCUCAUCUACAAGGAGUCCAUAAAUAACUUGCUGGAAAGAUGCAGAAACUGUACCAGGAAAAGCUGUGUUAUUACUUUUUGUCUUGUGGGAGAAGGUGGGCUCCAGAGUCCUAUGAACCAUCACUUCCUUUCAUCUCUAAAGGAUGCUGUAGGAUUAGAAAAGACCCAUCUUAGUGCCUCUGUAUCCCAACGAGAUGACGUUUAUAUAUUUGUUCUUCAGACCACUGCAAUUGCUCCUUUUGUUUCUCUGGAUGUAGGGCGUAUAAAAGGCAGAUUUAGUGAUAACGGUUUCCUCAUGACCGAAAAGAAGAAAGUGGUUGUGUUUUAUCCUUGGGAACCUACCAGUGUUGAAGAACUGGAAGAGUCACUAACCUUGACCUCUCUGGUGGACGUUGUCUGAGGAUGCUCCAUUUUCUUCUAGAUAAGGAGUGAAACAGGAGGAGGAAAAAAACUAGAAGAAUUUGACUAAAGUUGAAGUGAUGUACAAUUUUUGCUGACUGGAGAACAUACUGUCUAUUACUGUCUUGUGUGAAUUUUAACUGCUGGUUGAAUGUAAAGAUACCAAAAGAAAAGCUUGCAUAUAGUAUAUGUGGUGUAUUGAAAGUAAGGCUUUCUCAGGUAAUGGGAAAUAUAUAUUCCAUGUAUAAAAUGGGAGGGGUGAGUUGGUGCAAGAGAGCUAGUCUGAGUUCUCCAGUUCACAUGAGAUUGGAGUUGUGAAUUCAUCCUAACUAAGAGGCAACAUAAAUAUGCACCUCAAGACUAUGGUUGUAAAAAUGCAUAUUUUUCCAGUUGCACUAUGCUGUAAGUGGAAAUUCAUGUUAGGAUAACAGCAAGGUAUGCUGGGAGCAAGGGGAAAGGGCAGGAAGUGAAGCUGGGACCACCUCCACAGGUAUGCCUCCACUUGGAGUGGUUUGAUCUUAUCUGCACCCAAAUCAGAAGAGCACUACCCUUUCAGAUUUAUGGCUGUCACUCCAUCAGGUGUCCCGCCUGCCUCCUGCAAGGUAGGCUUCCAAACAGACAUGAACCCUGGGCUGUCUAGUCAGACAUCAGGCAGAUCUGUUCCCCCUUCUGAAAGGGGAAUUGAGUACGAGACUUGUUUUCUUCUCUCUUUUGAUGCAACAUGAGCAAUAACCUUGAGAGCUCUGCAUCUAGCUUUGACUAUUCUCAGAGUGCUGCAGUCACAAACCUUUUGCUGCUCUGUGGGAUCCUGCAUAAUGUGGCACAGUACGAGAUACGGCUGGCUGUGGGAAAAGGAACAGGGAGAAGAGUUGACCAAAGGUGCAAAGAGAAAGGAGGUGGUACAUAGAAGAAAUGGUCAUGUGAGAGGACCGCAGAGUUACAAGUGACUGGUUUUUUCUCUAGUAAAGGCAUAGGGCAGGGGCUGCUAUUCUCACUCAGACAUUGCUGCACAGCUGUUGUUACCCCCUGGCAUUCUUCAUGAGUGGCCCCAUGCUCCACACUGAUCCUUCUCUCUUUUUAGCAAAGGAAAACCUCAACAUCUUAAUUUUGCUUCUUUGUGCAUGGGUUCCCUGUAGAAGACAUUGUUGACUCCUGAUUAGAUCUGGUGGCACAUUGAACUCCUUAGUCCAUAAAAAGCAGUGGUGUUUCACCUUCUAUUCUGUUUCCGAGUAAGUUGUUUUUAAAAUGUUGAGGUUUCCCAUAGAAAUGUCAUCUCACUUUGGCAUUUGAUACAAAGAAAAUAAGUUUGCUUCAGCAUGGGGGGGCUGCUGUAGCCUGUGGAGCUGAAAGCCUUAGGGUUUGGCUGCCAGGAAUCCAGGCCACCGAGCCAUGCCACGGGCAGGUUGCUAAACAUUGGGCUUGUCUGUCAGAUGUGGUUUGAAAAGCAGCUGGGAUCUUGCUGGGGUUCCACAGUGAUCCUCUCACAGUCCAAGCAAUUAUUAAUUUUCUUGCUAAGCACCUAGCAGAAUCAGCACUUUACAAUAGAAGAUGUUUGAACAAGCUCUACUGGUGAUGUCCAUCUUCGUCGUAAAAGCACCACGUGGGUGAUGCUUGCUGGUGGUCCUGGGGGUCUGGAGCAUGUGUGGGGAGUGGCUGCAUGUUCCAUGGGUCAGUUAGAGAACUUGGAACUGGGGGUUGUUUUCUUUCAGUGAUCACAGUUUUAAUGGGCACAGAGAUGAGCACAUUGACUGAUGCUUGGUGAUCUCUGGUGCUUUUUUAAUUGGGCAUUAACCAAAACUGACAUAAUCCUGAGCAAGAGGAAAAACUUAAAGAUGAAAUGAAAAUGAUAAAUGGAAGUUGCUUACAAAUGCUUUAUUAGGUCACCAAAACAACUAACUGCAGUUGCGUAGGAGGGCUUUUCUGAUUCAAAACUUGUCCUAGUUGAAAGAAAACAUGAAAGCAAUCAAAAUAUGUAUGUGUAUGUGCCAAUGUUUAUAGGUUAUGGAAAAUAAAUAGGGAACAUUAUAGUCAUGAAUAAAACUUAACAGUUAGAAAAUGCAGACAUUGAUAAAGGAAUUCAAAAGUUAUCUGAGAGGCAUCCUGGGCCAACAAUACAAUAAAAAUCCUUCAAUUUUUCAGUGUCCUGGAAUCAAAGUGGAAUCAAAGCAGCAGUAGAGUCAAUAUAAGGGAAGGAUGAAAAAAUGUGAAGAAAAUAUGGAAUAAAUAUGAUUAAUAAAUAUUGCUGCAGUGUAUUAGGAAAAGGGCAGGUCUCUUACAUUGAUACAGAAAUGUCUCUUCCAGUAACAUCUAGAUAAAAUUUCAAAAUGGCACUUAAUAGUGUUAAAUAAAUAAAUAAAACUUUGACAGAAUUACUUGUUUCAAAGACAAUCAAGAGGACUAUCUGAAGGUCAAUGAUAUUUAUUCUUCGUGCGUCUCAGAAUAUGAGUGAAGUUUCAGAGAUGUAGAAAAGAGCUUUUGGAUUGCUAGAAGCCAUAAACCAUGAAUUUGGAUAACUGUAACCUUGUUUACCCUGGUGUGAAUUUUAGGCAAAAUCAUGAAUAAAAUGAGGUGGUACAUGAUCAGUAAUUGAUGAAGUGGCUAUGCAACUAAUGCCUAUCAAUCAGCACUGUUAUGCAGAAGAGCAUUCUUCUAUAAAUUUUUUUUUUUUUGCUGUUGCUUUCUGCAGUUACCAAAUUGGCAUAAAAACGUUCAGACAAUUUUUAAAUUAUUGUUAUUUUUGAAGGUCAGAAGCUCCCUAAAGAGUGGGUCCAUUCUUUCACACUGGAAAGCUUUAAUUCAGCACUAGGUGCUGUUAUGAAAAAUUAGCAAUUGCUUAAGCCAAAUGCUUGAGCUCAAAACAGAAUUUAAUGGGGGAGGUUCACUUCCAUUAUUGUCUUAAUAUCCUUAGUACGUUCUUUUGGUUUCCUGGUGUUGUAGUAGGUAUGUAUUUAUAGAUGCUAUUUUCUUCUGUCCCCCAUGCAGCAGCGGCUGUAACAUGUACCUUGGUUAACCAUUUCCCCUUGGUACUUUUGCUGUUGCAUACUAUGUUAUACUUGGUUACAUUGUUCUGCCUUUGUCUCCGAUCAGGGCAAAGAUAGGAAUGCAACAGUGAAGAGAUCUUCAGAGUUAUCCAUCACUCCUAUCGACACACCUAUCUGUAGCCAUCUGAGUGUUGUUGCAGCUACUUGGCAGCACCUGUAUUGCCAGUUGUACCUGAUGGGCUCGGGAUCAGCAGCAGGAGCAUUAGGAAGAGCAUUUGCUGUAGGAAUCUUUUGAAGCCCCCAGAUGUUCAGACCACGCCUUUGGCAGUUACUCCAGAACUGCUCUACUGUAAGAGACAAUUGUGUGCUCCAGAAGGGCAGAAAGCUGUGGAUGAGGGAGGAAAAAAAAAAAAGGACCAAAGCCUCUGUUGUUAAAUAGACUGAAACCGAGAUGCUGCAAGGAAAGAAGCUGCCAGACUGUCAUUUAAAGCACUUGAAUACACAGGGCCUAGGGGAGAUGGCCUGCUGUUCAUUGCAUGAUCACUAACCUGAUGAAUUGCUAUUAUGCAGCAUUUGGUCAUGAAGUGCUUAAGGAAAUACAGACCCAGGUGUCUUCUGGUGGUUUAAAAGCAGAGCUGGUCAGAAAUAAGGCUAAAAGGUGUGAAUCAGCAGCCAGGACACCCUGGUGACCUGCAGGAUUGUAGAAACCUCAUAAAAGUUUCUGCCAGCCCCAGCUGGAAAUUCUGUGGCAGCAGAAGGUGCAUUUAACUUGCACAGCAGCUCUGCUAGGGCUCAAAAACCUCCUCCACCUGCAGAAUAUGAGAACCUUUGCUUGUUUCUGUUACAGCUGGAAUGCAAAGAGAACACUGGACAGGAGUGACACCCAGGUUACUGAAGACUGAGCUGAGCCAAGAACACCACUGUCAAUCUCCAUCUUUGUGCCAAGAAAACUGGCUACAAGGGAAUGACAAUGGUUUAUUUCUGAGCCAAAUAAAUACUUGAACGAUUUUCAUCUAGUAAGUGAGCCUGAAAUACAAAGAAGUCAGCAGCAGCUAUCUUCUAUGCAAGAUCCACAAAAGGAGAGCCUGACUGCAAGAGAACAGUAUCUGAGUUGAAGGCCUAGCAAAUGUCUAUGAUGAGAAAAGUCGUGCUGCAGUAAAAUAUUUCUGAAACAGGUAUGCAGCUCAGGCAUUUUGUGUAAGAAACUAUGCAACCUAUCAGCAGUCCAAGGCCGGGGGCGGGGCAGGUACUGAAAAAAACAUCUGAAGUAAAGCUCUUGAUGUUUCGCUGUCAAUUUUACCUGUCUCUCCAUUUGCAAAGGUGGGUGGUGAUGACAAUGGAAGAGCUUUUGCAGUAUAGUCCUCCAGGUGAGGUGGGCUUUGUGAGAUGGCUAGUGCUUUCUGUAUGAUUUCAAUGGCUUCUGUGUGAUCCAUCUGUCUCAAAGCAGCAAUCAACUCUUGAACUGUACCACCAGAAACCUAAGAGAGAAGACACCAGAUACUUACCAUCAUCCAGGCUGGCUAAAAAGGAAGGGCUACACUGUCUCACCAUGCAGGAGGACAAUGUUCUCUCUAUGUUUGAGCGUUCUUUGUAACUUGUUACAGCCACAUUACCUCAUAGUUAUCUAGCAGAGUUUUCGAUGGGGAAGGGCUCAGCCUGAAGGCAUUAUUAAGUAUGCCAAGACCCAGUUUUUGUGCUAGAGUGGACCAGUUUUUCUUUGGAUCGGGCAAUUCCAAUAGUUUGUAAAGCUGCAUCUUGGAACUUUCAUUCAGCUCUCUCAAAUGUCCUGGGAACAGAGAAAUAUGUUAGUUUAUUAUUUAUACAAAUCAUGCACCAGUUCGUUUCUAAGCAGAAACAAAGCCAAAUUAAGGAGUAUUUUAGUGUCCAUCAAUCCCAGUGUUUACUAAUGUAUUGCUAUAAUAUUGAAAAUGAACUCCUUUGUGUCCUUGUGACCUACCCUUAACAGAAUCAUGCUCAUUCUAUGAAUGAGUAGGUGGGAGGGUACCUCUUCUGCCUCCCCAUUUCAGUUACAAGCUAUUGCAGGGCAAUGUCUUCUGCAAGUACACGUUUAGUACUCAGUCACUAGAGGGAUAUCGUCAAGUCGUCUUUAUAGAUGUUACCUUGUGUCAGUAAGUCCUCCGAAACCGCUGCUGACUCGUAGGGUUUGCCGUUUAAUAUGUCAUACACCUAAGAGAAUACAUUAAAGUCAGUAUUUAUUUAGCAGAAACCUGGUUAGUGCCCAUUAUCUUGACAAUUCUCAGUAGUAUUGUGUAAAGCCUAAUGCCAUCUGUAAAUUUUUUCUGUCCCAGGAUCAGUAUGACAAAAGAUACUGUAGAAGACCUGUGCAAAGCUUGAGGGAGAAAUCUUGAGAAGCUGAUCUCCAUUGCCCUUUACCUAUGUCAUCUGGCAACUGUUUUCAAGAUACAGAGGAAGUCUUUGCACCUUCUAACCUGAAUCGUCACUGUGAAAGAAAACUCUGCAGCAAAUAUCUAUUUUCAUACCUGCUGCUUUGAGAACUGCUGCCAAUUUUGUAGAGCCCCUUCCAGCUGCUAUGUGAAGAGGAGUUGUCCCAUCAUAUGUAGUGCUGUCCACAUCUGCAUCACCCUAAGUUUUUAUUGAACGACAAAAAGAAAAGUACUACUCAUCUAUACAAUACAGCUGCAGAAACUCAUGUCUGCAUAAACAUCGCUACUGUGCAAAUAAGCACCAUUCCAUGCCUGUUUGGGUAAAAACUCUAAUCAUUGUCUGAAAAGAAGGAAUGAGAAAGUAACUACAACCGUCUGCACGCAGGAACAGAUGGUGGUUGUGUGCUCCAGUGUUACAGCAGGAGGCACAGCAUAUAAAGCCAAAUAGGUCAGGUAGAUAAAAGCCACUUUGCAUCCCAUGUAGUAGCUCUGCCAUCCGAUUACCCGCAGCAUUUGGCGCCUGAACUGGCGUGCACAGAAAUCUGCCUUCCUGGUGCUCUUCAGGAGAGCAGGUAGGCUAGUGGCACAUUUGUACACAGAUACCAAGGAAAGCUACUGCAGCCAGCUUGGUACGCAGAGUUAAGCACGCUAGGAUCAAGGCGUUAAAAAGAUGAGACAAAUAUUUAUACACAACCAUCUCUCCAUGCACAUCUGUAUACACAUUCCACUUCACACAGAUGAAAUGAUUAACUUGUUCAAGAGUAGUUUCACUGGCUGCCGGGAUUACUUGGUGCAAAUUAAACACGGCAUAUGUGGUCAGGUCAGGGUCACAAACUAUUUAAUUCCUCAACUUGGGCAAAAGACACGCCAGCACUGCUAAACAAGUAAUAAUGAGUAACAUUAGCAAUAAUUUUGCCAUUUUACCAAUUUAAGUAAACAAGUCAAUACACAGGAAAAAACCCUUACUUCUUUCUGUUCCUCUAAAGCACUUGAGGAUUUCCAAGAGGUUUUAAAUAUGUAAGUGAAAAGACCUGAGA